Balaenoptera ricei (Rice's whale) is the source of this 5727-nucleotide messenger RNA. It is a transcript of the gene EPAS1, whose product is annotated as endothelial PAS domain protein 1. Gene Ontology annotation, molecular function: DNA-binding transcription factor activity, RNA polymerase II-specific; RNA polymerase II transcription regulatory region sequence-specific DNA binding; protein dimerization activity. Gene Ontology annotation, biological process: cellular response to hypoxia; regulation of transcription by RNA polymerase II. The coding region runs from base 524 to 3139 and encodes 871 amino acids. Gene Ontology annotation, cellular component: cytoplasm; nucleus; transcription regulator complex. The transcript is spliced from 16 exons. The record is from RefSeq and is a predicted model, not a curated record. Lineage: Eukaryota; Metazoa; Chordata; Mammalia; Artiodactyla; Balaenopteridae.
CCGCGAGCUCGACAUUCGCGAGCGGUCCGCCGCACAGCUCCGGCGCCCGUCGCCUCCCGCCCCAGCUUUCCUGAGGCGGCCGUACAAUCCUCGGCAGUGUCCUGAGACUGUAUGGUCAUCUCAGCCUCCGCGUCCGCUCGGCCCCAGACUCUGCGAACUCCCGUCGUUUGAGCCGCUUCUUCUUUUUUGAAAACCCAGAAGAGUGACUCCCGACUCCUUUUCCAAGGAAAAAGGAACCUCGGCCCCCUUCUCGCUGCCCUUUUUUUGCGUGUGACAGCCUCCUCCCACUCCUUUCCCCGACCCCGCCUCCGCGUGCAGGUUCCUCCCCGUCACCUUUCUCCACCCCCCUCCCCCGCACCUAGCCAGCCGCCCGCAAACUUCAACCUGACUGUGCGGGUGCUCGGGACCUUUAACACAGGCGCGGGCCUCCAGGAGUGGGCUAGGGCCACAGCGAAGGUAGCGGCGGCAGCCCCCACCGGCCCUGGAGCUCAGGUGUUCGGCGUCUCAAAGGGCCCCCGCGACAAUGACAGCUGACAAGGAGAAGAAAAGGAGCAGCUCGGAGAGGAGGAAGGAGAAGUCCCGAGAUGCUGCCAGGUGCCGGCGGAGCAAGGAGACGGAGGUCUUCUACGAGCUGGCCCACGAGCUGCCCCUGCCUCACAGCGUGAGCUCCCACCUGGACAAGGCCUCCAUCAUGCGGCUGGCCAUCAGCUUCCUGCGUACACACAAGCUCCUGUCCUCAGUUUGCUCUGAAAAUGAGCCUGAAGCUGAGGCUGACCAGCAGAUGGACAACUUGUACCUGAAAGCCUUGGAGGGCUUCAUUGCCGUCGUGACCCAAGAUGGCGACAUGAUCUUUCUGUCGGAAAACAUCAGCAAGUUCAUGGGACUCACACAGGUGGAGCUAACAGGACACAGUAUCUUUGACUUCACUCAUCCCUGUGACCAUGAGGAGAUCCGUGAGAACCUGAGUCUCAAAAAUGGCUCUGGUUUUGGGAAGAAAAGCAAAGACAUGUCCACAGAGCGGGACUUCUUCAUGAGGAUGAAGUGCACAGUCACCAACAGAGGCCGCACCGUCAACCUCAAGUCGGCCACCUGGAAGGUCCUGCACUGCACGGGCCAGGUGAAGGUCUACAACAACUGCCCCCCUCACAGCAGUCUCUGCGGCUGCAAGGAGCCGCUGCUGUCCUGCCUCAUCAUCAUGUGUGAGCCCAUCCAGCACCCGUCCCACAUGGACAUCCCCCUGGACAGCAAGACCUUCCUGAGCCGCCACAGCAUGGACAUGAAGUUCACCUACUGUGACGACAGAAUCACAGAACUGGUUGGUUACCACCCUGAAGAGCUGCUUGGCCGCUCAGCCUACGAGUUCUACCAUGCACUGGACUCAGAGAACAUGACCAAAAGUCACCAGAACUUGUGCACCAAGGGUCAGGUGGUGAGUGGCCAGUACCGGAUGCUUGCGAAGCAUGGGGGCUACGUGUGGCUGGAGACGCAGGGGACGGUCAUCUACAACCCUCGCAACCUGCAGCCCCAGUGCAUCAUGUGUGUGAACUACGUCCUGAGUGAGAUUGAGAAGAACGACGUGGUGUUCUCCAUGGACCAGACGGAGUCCCCGUUCAAGCCGCACCUGAUGACCAUGAACAGCAUCUUUGACAACAGUGGCAAGGUGGCUGUGUCUGAGAAGAGCAACUUCCUGUUCACCAAGCUGAAGGAGGAGCCCGAGGAGCUGGCCCAACUCGCACCCACGGCAGGAGAUGCCAUCAUUUCUCUGGAUUUCGGGAGCCAGAACUUUGAGGAGUCCUCAGCCUAUGGCAAGGCCAUCCUGCCCCCAGGCCAGCAGUGGGCCGGAGAGCCGAGGAGCCACGGCGCCCACACUGAGGCCGGGAGCCUGCCCGCCUUCACCGUGCCCCAGGCAGCCGCCCCGGGGAGCACCACCCCCAGUGCCGCCAGCAGCAGCAGAAGCAGCAGCUGCUCCACGCCCAGCAGCCCUGGAGACUAUUACACAUCUCUGGAUGAUGAUCUGAAGAUUGAAGCAAUCGAAAAGCUCUUUGCCAUGGAUACAGAGGCGAAAGACCCGUGCAGCACCCAGGCGGACUUCAAUGAGCUGGACCUGGAGACCCUGGCGCCCUACAUCCCCAUGGACGGGGAGGACUUCCAGCUCAGUCCCAUCUGCCCUGAGGAGAGCCUCGUGCCGGAGACACCCCAGUCCACCCCCCAGCACUCCUUCAGUACCAUGUCGAACAUCUUCCAGCCACUGGCCCCGAUGGCCUCUCACAGCCCCUUCCUCCUGGACAAGUAUCAGCUGGAAAGCAAGAAGAUAGAGCCCGAGCAGCGGCCUGUGUCCUUCAUCUUCUUUGACGGCGGGAGCAAGGUGUCCCUGCCACAGUGCUGUGGCCAGACCUGCACCCCUCUCUCCUCCAUGGGGGGCAGAUCCAACACACAGUGGCCCCCUGAUCCGCCAUUACACUUGGGGCCCACGAAGUGGCCCGGUGAAGAUCAGCACGUGGAGUCCUUAGGGGCCUCGCCAUUGGGGCCCCCCAUCACUGCACCCCAUCUCUCCAUGUUCAAGAAGAGGUCUGCAAAGGGCUUCGGGCCUCAGGGCCCAGACGUGAUGAGCCCGGCCAUGGUCGCCCUCUCCAACAAGCUGAAGCUGAAGCGACAGCUGGAGUACGAGGAGCAAGCCUUCCAAGACAUGAGUGGGGGGGACCCGCCAGGCAGCAGCGCUUCACAGUUGAUGUGGAAAAGGAUGAAGAGUCUCAGGGGCAGUGGGAGCUGCCCUCUGCUGCCGGACAAGCUGCCGAGCGCAACCGUCCCCAGUGAUGAGUUCAUCCGAAAUCCCAUGAGGGGCGGGAGCCAGCCCCUGAGACACUUAACACCGCCACAGCUGCCAUCUGCCGUGAGCCCCGGGGAGCCCGCCAAGAGUGGGUUCCUCCCGCUCUGUUACACCCCCCAGUAUCAGGACUACAGCCUACCAGCGGCUCACAAGGUGUCAGGCAUGACAAGCCGGCUGCUCGGACCCUCGUUUGAGCCCUACCUGCUGCCGGAAUUGACCAGAUAUGACUGUGAGGUGAACGUUCCUGUCCCAGGAAGCUCCACGCUCCUCCAAGGAGGGGACCUCCUCAGAGCCCUGGACCAGGCCACCUGAGCCAGGGCCACCCACUGACAGGCACCCCUUCCCAUGCCGUCCCACCAGCUUCACGGUCUCCGUCUGUUUUUUUGCAACUAGAUAUUUCUAACACCAACACACUUUUUACAAGAUAUACUUACCUGGGCAAACUUGCCCAGGUCACCAAGUAGUGGCCUUUUUCUGAAGAUGCUCACUUUAUUAUUCAUAUUUUUUUUUUUUUUUUUUUUUUUUUUUUUAAUAUUUUUUUUAUGCAUUUGAAGACAUGUUGGAAUAGGCAAUUUAUUUUAUUUUAUUUUUGGCUGUGUUGGGUCUUUGUUUCCAUGCGAGGGCUUUCUCCAGUUGCGGCGAGCGGGGGCCACUCUUCAUCGCGGUGCGCGGGCCUCUCAUUAUCGCGGCCUCUCUUGUUGCGGAGCACAGGCUCCAGACGCGCAGGCUCAGUAAUUGUGGCUCACGGGCCCAGUUGCUCCGCGGCAUGUGGGAUCUUCCCAGACCAGGGCUCGAACCCGCGUCCCCUGCAUUGGCAGGCAGACUCUCAACCACUGCGCCACCAGGGAAGCCCUAUUAUUCAUAUUUUUGAAAUACAAUUGUUUUACCUGCUAUGUUUUGCUCUGUCAAUGGAAAUGUUCUUAAAUUUUAUAAGAUUGUUCUUUCCCCAACUUCAAUUACUUCUAAUUUAUAUUAUUCACGGGUCUCUCUCUCUCUCUCACACACACACACACACAUACAAACAAUAUUCAUACUAACAAGUUUGGUGUAUGUUUGUUUGUUCUCCUUUAGGGAAAGCUUUGGCUUCAUUUAACUAAAAGGAUUUUGUUGUUGUUGCCAAAGAGAAACAAAAUAAUUUUGCUUUCUAAGCUUGAUUUGUGGCCUCUAUCUCUCAGCCCUCCUCCUUUCUUUUGUAAAACUAAUCACUGUAUUGUAAAUUUCAGUCGUCUUUUUUUUUUUUUUUUAAGCCAACUCUUUGCUCUAAUUUUGAUACAACUUUUUGGGGAAAAAAAAAAAAAAGAAAUGUGAAGGGUGAACUCCAUUGUAUGUGGUUAUCUGUGAAAGUUGCACAGUAUGGCUUUUCCUAAACUGGUGUUUUUCCCCUGCAUUUGGUGGAGUUUUUUAAAUUAUUAUUCAAAAACAUAACUGAGUUUUUUAAAAAGAAAAUUUAUAUCUGGGUUAAGUGUUUAUCAUAUAUAUGGGUACUUUAUAAUAUCUAAAAACUUAGAAACGGAAAUGGAAUCCUGCUCACAAAAUCACUUUAAGAUCUUUUUUAAGCUGUUAAUCUUCUUUUUCCUGGUGUUGCUGACACUGCAGAAUUGUACAGAACUCCACGGGCCUGUACUAACCCUGCUCAAGGUCUCCCUCUCUGUUGCCUUUUUGCUUUCGGGACAUGCCAUAGGCGUGACACACAGUCCAGAAAGUGGAAUCAUUAUGUGGGAGCAUUGCAAGCUGUCUUCGCCUCAUUUUCUGUAUGUAUUAUGUAUGUAUGUAUUAUUAUUAUUACUGCCAAGAGGGUCUGACGGCACGUCAGGGGUGGGGGGCAGGGACAAAUCUAAGGGAGGGGAAGCGCUUUAAACUCUUCUUCAGGUUUCAUUGCCAGCCCUUCAAGUGCACUGAGCUACGUGACUCUAAUGGUCUUUCAUGGGGCACAUUUGGAUAUUUCCAGAACUACCAUGAGAUGGUUUAGAUGGGAAUUCAUGAAAGAAAGUGAGGAUUUGGAAAUGGUAGAGGGACCCAGUCCACAUCCUCCCAGCUCACCACCUUGGAGCCCAUGGAGCUGGACUGAGGGAAUGCACAAAGGGGGCUCCUGGUCCUGACCAGCCGCUUCCUCAUGCCCCUUCCUCAGCCACGCCAUCAGAUCGCCCUACACGGCCGCGGUGCAGCAGGCAGACCUCCGGGGACAGCCCCUGGCCCUGCUUGAGGUCUGUCUGUCCCCAGAAGUGACGUGUAUAGGCAGGAAGCACUGAAAACCGUGUUCUCAGAGCGUCUUGUAACUCACCAGGUAAGAGGGACGAUGCCAUUUGUGUUCGAAAUAGCAAUCACGUGAAACUGUUCCGUCAUGGGUACAAUGAAGAAGUUUCUAGAAACACACAAAGCAAAACACUGCAAGCCAAGAAUUUGGUAAGGCUGGAUGGACUUACUGCCCAAAACAAAAUAAAAUUUAAAUUUCAAAAGAAAAAUUACCUAGGCACUGUGUUGCCAAAAAUGAUACUUUAGCACCACAGGCCUGCCUCACGUACGGCAGGCGGCAGAACUUGAAGGGUUACUGACAUGUAAGCGCUGGUGUUUGUUUGAUUUUCUCUGUGUGUUUGCCUCAGCAUGAAGGGCAUUUUACCCUUGCAGUUUUACUAAAACACUCUGAAAAAUAUUCCAAACUUCAUAUUAACUUUAUCUAUCAACAUAAUGAUUUCGUGAACAUUAUUAUAAAUGUCAAAUUCCUACUGACAACAUUAUUACUAUACGGGAGCUUAACUUUAUAAGGAAAUGUAUUUUGACACUGCUAUCUUAUUAAAGUAUUCUGAUCCUACCACUGCUGGUGGCUCUUGUUUCCUGUGGGUUUAUCACGGGCUACACUGAUGUAAAGUGAGGUGUUUAUUAAACAGUUUACCAAAAACGAA